Molecule: messenger RNA, 951 nt
Organism: Cheilinus undulatus (humphead wrasse)
Lineage: Eukaryota; Metazoa; Chordata; Actinopteri; Labriformes; Labridae
Gene: il20rb
Product: cytokine receptor family member B16
Exons: 8
Coding region: 1-951 (316 amino acids)
Molecular function (GO): interleukin-20 binding
Source: RefSeq, a predicted model, not a curated record
AUGAGUCUGGGUCUGCAGGUGAUGCUCAUGAUGACGGCCCUCCUGGACUUCACAAACUGUGUGAAGUUUGGUGGUGGGAACUCUGAGAAGGCCAGCGUCUGUGGACCAGAGGCUCAGAGAGAUGUUUGGACGUUGCCGGCACCCAGCGGAGUCACCAUGGACUCUGUUAACAUGAAGCACAUCUUGAAGUGGCGCCCCCUGCAGGCUCUCUGUGACACUGCAGUCCUGUACUCCGUACAGUUUCAGGGGGAGUUUGAGCUGACGGUGCUGAACGACAGCUGGGUGGAUGCUCUGGAGUGUCAGCUGACUCCUCAUACAGCCUGCGACCUGACCUAUGACCUGGGCUCAGACUCAGACUACAACAUCCGGAUCAGAGCUGUGUGUGGAUCAAAGAAGUCACCCUGGAAAAGACUCGACCAUCCUUUCAACCGCAGAGACACAGAUCUGACGGCCCCUGAGAUGACGGUGACGGCGGUCGGUGGUGCUCUUCAGGUGACGUUCGACAAGCUUCCUUUCACUGCUGUCGUCACGGUGAAGGUGUGGAAGAGAGGUGAAGAGCAGCAGGCCGAUGUGUACAAGAUGCCAUCAGAGCAGAAGGUGCUGCACGUCACCGCCCUGCAGGAGGGAGCAGAGUACUGCGUCAGAGCUCAGACUACACUGUACCCAGAGCUUCACAGCAGCAGCACUGACGCACAGUGUGUGUCUAUCACAGGUCCCGGCGCUGCUUGGAUGAAGCCGACCACAGUGACGGUGACGGUCAUCAUCACGGCGGGUCUUCUGUUCGCCGUCUUCUGGUCCGUCGUUCACUGCCGAGCAGAAAGCUGUCGGACGUAUUUCCAGAAAGAACCUCUGCCCCCAUCACUGAAAAAUGACUGGGACAUUCAAAUCCCCAUGAGUCCUCAGGAGGUGGAGCUUUGUGAGCCGAUCCACAUGGUUAGCCUCGACUCUUAG